Messenger RNA from Pseudozyma hubeiensis SY62, 330 nucleotides. RefSeq names its product aureobasidin A resistance protein. Bases 1 to 330 code for a protein of 109 amino acids. The transcript is spliced from 2 exons. NCBI's taxonomy places the organism in Eukaryota, Fungi, Basidiomycota, Ustilaginomycetes, Ustilaginales, Ustilaginaceae. The record is from RefSeq and is a predicted model, not a curated record.
AUGAUCAAACGCGGCAGCAGCGUGCUCUUGCUCCUUGACGAAGGAAGCAAAGAGGUUAGCAAAUUCAGAUGGUACGGUGUGGCAGCGAUGCUUGGCAGUUCAGGGUCCACCUCUGCGAAGCCGUUCAACGUCGACUUGGAAAAUGACUUCAAAAGGCUCUGCGUUGAUGCAUCCUUUGAAUAUUGGCUGCCUCGCUCUGAUUUGAAUUGGGACUCGAAGAUGCAGACUGGUUUGAAUUGGGCAUUUCAACUUCGCCCAACGCCUGGCGAAAUCAGUCGUCCGGAAGACUCACCGCACGUUCAGAGGCCAAAUCAGGACAAGGCUGGCUAA